This is a messenger RNA of Tachysurus fulvidraco (yellow catfish), 3818 nucleotides long. RefSeq names its product chondroadherin-like b (gene chadlb). The record is from RefSeq and is a predicted model, not a curated record. The transcript is spliced from 8 exons. The coding region runs from base 604 to 2925 and encodes 773 amino acids. Gene Ontology annotation, molecular function: protein binding. Gene Ontology annotation, cellular component: extracellular matrix; plasma membrane. NCBI's taxonomy places the organism in Eukaryota, Metazoa, Chordata, Actinopteri, Siluriformes, Bagridae.
CUGCACAAGUCUGUUGCCAAAAUAUGAAUCUCAUAGAAUGGGUAAAAAGUUUAUUUAGCAAGGACAGACUGCCAUAAGAAGAUUACUCUUUGUGAUGUGACGCUCUGGGCAAUGUUUUGGGAAACAUUCGUUCAUGACUUUUAUGUGGCUGUUACUUUGAUAUAUACUACCUACCUAAUCCUUGCUGCAGACCAAGUACACCACUAGUAAUUAGUAAUAGUAGUACUUAGCUGUUUAGGUUCAAUUUUGUUCAUUAACUAUGUGUAAUUUUAUGCAAAAAACAAUUUAAGCUUAGCAGUGAUGGUAGAAGAGGAAUUCCAGUAGAAAAAAAAUUCACUCUAUGAUAUGUUUGUGAAGAGCCUCUGGCUGUGAGUGUGGAACAGUGUGUCUUUGUGUGUUCAAUAAGGUCUGGAGCUGCAGGGACACACACGCGCGCACAGAGCCACCUCACUUCCAUACGGCAAAUUCCUCUGGUGCUGGUACUUACCAGAGAAUCUUUAAAUUUUCUACACAACUGGAUAAUUUAAGAUGAGAGUAUCUUCAGUCUUUAGGAGGCAUUAGACGUGUAACUGUGUAACUUCCCAGUGUUGAAGGAAAGAGUUUAUGGUCUGCUUAGUUGCACCUAUAGAGAGAGAGCGAGAGACCAACAUGAUUCCCCUUCCUACAUGGACCAUAUUAAUAUUCUUUUUCCUUGGCAUCCGAGAAGUUGAGCCAGGGAAGUGCCCCAAAUUCUGCAUGUGUGACAGCAUUCAACUUACAGUGGCUUGUGUCAAGAAGAAUUUGACUGAGAUUCCACCUACCAUUGAUGAGAUCACAGUUAAGUUGGACCUGAGAGGUAAUAACAUACAAGAGCUUCCUACAGGAGCAUUCAAACAUACGCCAUACCUUACCCACUUGACUCUCCGAAACUCUGGCAUCCAAAAAGUGCGAGAAGGAGCUUUCCGCAGCCUUGGCCGCUUGGUCUUUCUCAACUUGGCCUACAAUAACAUUGAUAUUUUGUACCAAGAGUCAUUUGCUGGGCUCACCUCUCUGAAGCAGCUCAACAUUGAACACAACAGAAUAGAGGAGAUACAGCCUGGAGCAUUUUCGCAGCUGGGGUUUCUUAACCUCCUCUCCAUCACUCACAACCAGCUGGUAUACAUACCAAAUAUGGCUUUUCAGGGCCUGCAGAACAUCAAAUGGUUACGGCUAAGUCACAACUCGCUCAAUUACAUUGACACUGAAGCCUUUGCUGGCCUGUUCACUCUUAGCCGUCUGAGUCUUGAUAAUAACGAGCUCCAAUUUUUCCCCACCGAUACCAUGACAAGGCUCCCCGAGGUGACACGCCUAGAAUUGAGUUACAAUCCCAUGACCUAUCUUGGAGAGGAGGUAGUGUCUAUGGCCAAGCUUACACACCUGUUUUUGGAUCACAACUCCCUGCAGGAUUUUUCUGCAUCAGCUGUUUUGCUCUCACCCAAGCUCACCCAUCUUGACCUUAGCCAUAACCAGCUACGUGUCUUGCAGCCUUUGGCAGUUGGCUCCCCAAAGCUGACUCGUCUCAACCUAGCAGGCAACCCAAUCUACUGCAGCUGCUACCUGCGUCCACUGCGAGAGUGGGCAAAGCAGGAGCGGGUACGUCUCUUAGGAACUUGUAGUGGUCCACCACACCUAUCUGAUGAAAACCUUGAUGCCGUACAACCUGCUGAUUUGCGCUGCCAGAGUCAGGAGGCCAUGCUGAAAGCUGAGCUGGAAGAACAGAGGAGACUUCCACCACCACCAACAAACCCACCUGUUGAUAAGGUCAAAUGCCCAGACAACUGUAUUUGUGAAACUGAAUACAAUCACACAUCCUGUGAGAAGAUGGGUCACACCAAAGUACCACGGGGCUUCUCUCCAGACACACGCUUGCUGGACUUACGUGAUAAUCACUUCCAUUACAUUGCUUCUAACAGUUUUCCAGGCCUACCAGUGGUGGUUUCCCUUCAUCUGCAGCGCUGUAAAAUCCAUGAAGUGGAAGCUGGGGCCUUUAGUGGUAUGAAAGGUUUGGUGUACCUCUAUCUUUCAGAGAAUUACCUCACAUCGCUGAGCCCAGAUAUGUUCAAGGGUCUACCCCAGCUCACCUACCUUCAUUUAGAGAAGAACCAAUUUAAACAGUUUCCCAAAGGAGCUUUUACACUGUUGCCUGGCCUGUUGGCUCUACACUUGGAGAACAAUGGCAUCACUAAGCUUGAGAAGGGAAUUUUGGCAGGUGCUGAGAAACUGAGGAGUCUUUUUCUCACUAAGAAUGAUAUUACAAACAUUGCUCCCAGGGCCUUUGACCCAGCAUCUGACCUUGCUACACUGCACUUAGACAACAACAAACUUAAGGAAGUGCCAACUAAUGCCUUUUCAAAAACAAAUAGCUUGACAGAGCUUUACCUGUCCCACAAUCCUAUCCACUGGAUUGGGGCUGAAGCUUUUCUUCCUGUUGCAACCUCUUUAAAACAUCUUUAUCUCAGUAACAUGAGUUUAGAAAAGAUGUCCAAAGAUUCACUUGCUGGGCUUGGGUCUGGGCUACAGAGUCUUUUAUUGGAGGGCAACAAGCUUGAGGAUGUGCCUGACUUCAGUCCACUAACAGGGCUUGAGGUCAUUAAUCUGGCAGAAAAUCCACUUCUGUGUGACUGCCCACUGCUACCUCUGCGCAAAUGGCUAGAGAGGGUCAACCUGAAGGUAAGGGCCAAAUGUGGUUACCCACCUGAACUCAAAGGCCAAAGUGUCAAGGACAUUCAUGUUUUUAAGAGCUGUCCAGGACAAGGACCUCUUCUUUCACAGAAUAUGAAGAUGUCCAAAACACCAAAGAGCACAAAACCAAGACCAGCCUUUACACCAAAAGUCAGCAAAACAAGUAAAGCCAAACCCAAAACACGCAAGAAUGCAAAAGCUCACUUGGUACGGAAGUCUGUGUGAUUACAACAUUUAUAAGGGCUGAAUUAUUUAUGGCAUUUCUAAAUCAAGUAUUCAACAAUGUUUUACUUAAUUUCUCAAUUGAAUAAUACACAUUUUUUGCCAUGACCAAUUACCUAAUAUUAAAUUAGUUUACUCCUAUUUUAACAUAAUCUAUUUUUAACAUGUAAUUUAUAGCCUGUGAUAUCAUUUAUCUUUAAUGAUCUGCUCAUUCGUCAUAGUUAUGAUGAAACUAGUGUAUAUAAUUUAUAGCUACUACCAAAGUUUUUAUUGAAUGAAAAAGAAAAGGGUACAAAAAAACAAGAAAUAGUAUACAAAAUAACAGAAUGUUGUCUCCCCCCCCUCUCUUUUACCUAAAGAGAUAAGAGUAUUCCUAUAAUCUCCAUCAGUACAUAGCCAUCCAGUCUAAAGCAUCACUCUAGACUUUCUUCUUUCAGUAAGGAAAAUGGAGGGGUUUGGAUUCCAUUGUCUUCAUUGUCUUCAACAUCCGGAGUGAUCGGUGUCUCCAUCUCCAUCUCCUCCACUUUCACUUUAAAGGAAAUAACUGCAAAGAAAAAAAGCAUUUCACGUACGAUUAUUAUAUUCAAGUAAAUGAGAAAACAUAUUUUAGAACACGAGCAGUACGUACUCUCUUCCUCUGGCUCAGUUUUUAGAGUAAUGAGUGGCAUGUUCACAGGCCGCAUGUGUGUGUCUGCAGGUAGAGACGGCAUGUCUUGAGAACGAGUAGGUAUAGGGUGAUGGUCUGACUGGAGAUGUUCAUCUUGCUGAGACACUGAAGUUUUUGAUGCAUCAUCACUUGUUUUUUUCUUUACAUAUCUUCUCUCUGAAAUUCGCAGAAAUAUAAAUUUGCCAAAAAAUUAUAAUAAUAAAUAAAUAAAGAGUCUAAGAAAUCUCAA